AUGGUAUACACUGCGUCUUUUGCAUUUUUUGAAGCCCUUUGGGAGUAUGGCGUCAGCCAUGUCUUUGUCAACCUCGGAUCCGACCAUCCUUCGAUUAUCGAGGCCAUUGUCAAAGGCCAGAAUGAGGCCAAGGGCCAAUUCCCCAAAAUUAUCACGUGUCCAAAUGAGAUGGUCGCUCUGUCCAUGGCCGACGGAUAUGCUAGGUUGACGGGCAAGCCCCAAUGUGUCAUUGUACAUGUCGAUGUUGGAACACAAGGUCUUGGAGCUGCUGUGCAUAACGCCUCAUGUGGACGCGCGCCUGUUCUCAUCUUCGCCGGCCUGUCCCCAUUUACCAUCGAGGGUGAGAUGCGCGGUAGCAGGACAGAGUACAUUCACUGGAUACAGGAUGUGCCAGACCAGAAAAAGAUUGUCGAGCAAUACUGCAGAUAUACGGGCGAAAUCAAAUCUGGCAAGAAUGUCAAGCAAAUGGUUAACCGCGCCUUGUCCUUCGCCAUGAGCGAUCCAAAAGGUCCGGUAUAUCUCUACGGCGCGCGAGAGCCCAUGGAGGAGGAUCUGACCCCAUACACGCUAAAAAAGGACUACUGGGCACCCGUCGAGCCGUCUGCACUUCCCCCCAAAGGCGUCAAGGCAAUCGCCGAAGCUCUGGUCAAGGCCCAGGAACCUCUUAUCGUAACUGGCUACUCUGGCAGAAACCACGAAGCAGUAAAGGAGCUCGUUCGGCUUGCAGACAACGUCAAAGGCAUCCGUGUGUUGGAUACAGGAGGCAGUGACAUGUGUUUCCCCGCAAACCACCCGGCAUGGCUGGGCCUGCGCUACGGCAACGAUCCGGCCAUCAAAACAGCCGAUGUCAUUCUCGUUCUCGACUGCGAUGUACCAUGGAUCAACACUCAGUGCCAUCCCAAAGAAGACGCGAAAAUCUUCCAUAUAGACGUUGAUCCGCUCAAGCAGCAGAUGCCUGUCUUUUAUCUCAACGCCAUUCAACGCUACCAAGCCGAUUCGUAUACAUCGCUAAACCAGCUAAACGAGCACCUAGAGUCUGCUUUUAAAGAACAACUCACCAGUCAGCUCUUCGAUCAGCGAUGGUCGGCUCUGCAAGAGUCAUACAAGAAGAAACUCCAAGGCAUCGCAAGCGAAGCCAAGGUUGAUGACAAGGGCCACUAUGGCACACCUUAUCUUUGCUCCCAGCUGAAGAAGCAAUGCCCACAAGACACCAUUUGGGCCAUCGAGGCCGUCACUCAAACCGGCUUUGUCGCGGACCAGAUACAAGCGAUGUUGCCCGGAUCAUGGAUAAACUGUGGCGGUGGAGGUCUUGGAUGGUCUGGCGGUGGUGCCCUGGGUAUCAAGCUCGCGACCGACUAUGAAGGCAAGAAACAAUUUGUAUGCCAAAUUGUCGGCGACGGCACAUAUCUCUUCUCUGUGCCUGGUUCCGUCUACUGGAUCUCCCAGCGCUACAAGAUUCCUGUUCUCACCAUUGUGCUCAACAACAAGGGCUGGAACGCCCCGCGCAAGUCCAUGCUGCUCGUCCAUCCUAACGGUGAAGGCUCCAAGGUCAGCAAUGAAGAGCUCAACAUCAGCUUUGCGCCCACACCGGAUUACUCUGGUAUCGCCAAGGCGGCGAGCGGCGGCGAAAUAUGGGCUGCGCACGCGAGUACAGCUGACGAGUUGGGCAAACUUCUCCCGGAGGCUAUCAAGUCCGUGUUGAACGGUACUUCGGCCGUGUUGGAUGCUCAUCUCGAGGGACCAGAAGGAAAGUAUGGAGGCGGCAAGGGCCGUCUGGGUUGA
Molecule: messenger RNA, 1782 nt
Organism: Bipolaris oryzae ATCC 44560
Lineage: Eukaryota; Fungi; Ascomycota; Dothideomycetes; Pleosporales; Pleosporaceae
Exons: 4
Coding region: 1-1782 (593 amino acids)
Biological process (GO): L-valine biosynthetic process
Cellular component (GO): acetolactate synthase complex; mitochondrion
Molecular function (GO): acetolactate synthase activity; magnesium ion binding; thiamine pyrophosphate binding
Source: RefSeq, a predicted model, not a curated record